ACUUUGGCAUUCCGUGCGUGAAAAGCGGCGAACACACUGUUUUUUUUUAGUCUCAAAAUUCUAACAAAAUUAUUGGUAAACUGGCAAUAUGCUCGUUUCGCCCCGCCCCCGAUACGUGCACCGACAUUAAAGCGCUAGAAAUCAAGCUAAUGGAGCAAUAUCGACACCGCUCAAAACGCAUUCACAGCCGCCGCUGCCAUUGAACCGAAAUACCCAGCCCAAAAAAAAGAGAAAGAAAAAGAAAAGAAACGCGUGCGAGAGCGAGAGGGCUAGAGAGACCAGGGGGAGAAAAGCAGAAUUGAGUGAUUUUUGUAAAGGGUUUUCCCUUAGUUAUUUCGUUUUUCCUGUGCUUUCCACUCCUCCCCCCCUCUCCCCAUCGCGUUGAUACCGUCGCAUUUGGCUUGAUCGUGUUUUUCGUCGAGUUUUCCGUGGAUUUCCGCAGUCGGCGCAGCAAAAAUGGACGCGGACAGGGGCGGCGGGCAGGAGACGAAGGUGAUAUACCACAUCGACGAUGAGACGACGCCGUAUCUGGUGAAGAUCCCCAUUCCAUCCGCCCAGGUGACGCUGCGCGAUUUCAAGCUGGUGCUGAACAAGCAGAACAACAACUACAAGUACUUCUUCAAGUCAAUGGACGCCGAUUUUGGUGUGGUCAAGGAGGAGAUAGCCGACGACUCUACCAUACUGCCCUGCUUCAAUGGGCGUGUGGUGUCCUGGCUGGUCUCCGCCGAUGGGACCAAUCAGUCCGACAACUGCUCCGAGCUGCCGACCAGUGAGUGCGAACUGGGCAUGGGUUUGACCAACAGGAAGCUUCAGCAGCAGCAGCAGCAGCAGCAACAACAACAGCAGCAACAGCAUCAGCAGCAGGUCCAACAGCAACAGCAGCAAGUGCAGCCUGUCCAGCUGGCGCAGCAGCAACAGCAGCAGGUGCUCCACCACCAGAAGAUGAUGGGCAAUCCAUUGCUGCAGCCGCCACCGCUCACAUAUCAGUCGGCAUCCGUGCUCUCCAGCGAUCUGGACUCGACCAGUCUCUUUGGCACCGAAUCGGAGUUGACGUUGGACCGCGACAUGACCGACUACAGCAGCGUACAGCGAUUGCAGGUGCGCAAGAAGCCGCAGAGGCGUAAAAAACGGGCGCCCAGCAUGUCUCGCACCUCCUCGUACAGCUCCAUAACCGACUCGACCAUGUCCCUAAAUAUCAUCACCGUCUCCAUCAACAUGGAGGCCGUCAACUUUCUGGGCAUAUCCAUUGUCGGCCAAUCGAAUCGCGGCGGCGACGGCGGCAUCUACGUGGGCAGCAUCAUGAAGGGCGGCGCUGUGGCACUCGAUGGACGCAUCGAGCCGGGCGACAUGAUCCUGCAGGUGAACGAUGUCAACUUCGAGAACAUGACCAACGACGAGGCGGUUAGGGUGCUAAGAGAAGUGGUCCAAAAGCCGGGGCCCAUCAAGCUGGUGGUGGCCAAGUGCUGGGAUCCCAAUCCCAAGGGCUACUUCACCAUUCCGCGCACGGAGCCGGUGCGACCCAUCGAUCCCGGUGCCUGGGUGGCGCACACCCAGGCCCUCACAUCGCACGACAGUAUUAUUGCCGACAUUGCGGAGCCGAUCAAGGAGCGACUGGACCAGAACAACCUCGAGGAGAUCGUUAAGGCGAUGACGAAGCCGGACAGCGGCCUGGAGAUCAGGGAUCGCAUGUGGCUAAAGAUUACGAUCCCCAACGCGUUCAUCGGUGCCGAUGCGGUCAAUUGGGUGCUGGAGAAUGUGGAGGAUGUGCAGGACAGGCGGGAGGCGCGAAGGAUCGUCUCGGCGAUGCUGCGCAGCAAUUACAUCAAGCAUACGGUCAACAAGCUGACCUUCUCGGAGCAGUGCUACUACGUGGUGAACGAGGAGCGCAAUCCCAAUCUGAUCGGCCGAGGACAUCUGCAUCCGCACCAGCUGCCGCACGGACAUGGCGGCCAUGCCCUCAGCCAUGCGGACACCGAGAGCAUCACCAGCGAUAUCGGGCCGCUCCCGAACCCGCCCAUAUACAUGCCAUACUCGGCCACGUACAAUCCAAGUCACGGCUAUCAGCCGAUUCAGUACGGCAUCGCCGAGCGACACAUCUCGUCGGGAUCGAGUAGCAGCGAUGUGCUCACCAGCAAGGAUAUCUCGGCGUCGCAGAGCGACAUCACCUCGGUGAUCCAUCAGGCCAACCAGCUGACCAUCGCCGCCCACGGCUCCAACAAAUCCUCCGGCUCCUCCAAUCGCGGUGGAGGCGGCGGCGGCGGUGGCGGCAACAAUACCAACGAUCAGGACGUAUCCGUAUUUAAUUACGUAUUGUAGAAACCUUUCUUUUUGCAAUCAAAUUGUGUUUUUAAUUAAUUAAAUUAAAUAUGUACGAUUAUUCUUUUUUAUAUACGAGUAUACAAAGCAAGCAAACAGCAAACAACAAUAUAAUAAUUAUAAUUAUAAUAAUAAUAAUAAUAAUACUUAUGUAUAUGUAUGGUACGUGUAAGUCAUAGAAAAGAACGCUAAACACCCAGCCGCAACGAGUUAAGGAUCAGCGGGCUCGUGAGGAGCGAGGAGCACCACAGGGAUAUCCGUGUCCGGCAGCAAUCGGUUGUGGACCCGAUCAGAUCAGAUCAACUGAGAUAUAUGAUAUAUAUAUAUGUGUGCAGGAACGGACGGAACGGAGCAGCAGAGACGGCAGCACGACGGACGAGGAUGAUUUUGAAUAAAGUUCUAAGAAUUUAGUAAUCACAAAGUAAAUAAAUACAAAUAAAA
This is a messenger RNA of Drosophila yakuba, 2757 nucleotides long. It is a transcript of the gene dsh, whose product is annotated as segment polarity protein dishevelled. Gene Ontology annotation, biological process: intracellular signal transduction; canonical Wnt signaling pathway. Gene Ontology annotation, cellular component: cytosol. Gene Ontology annotation, molecular function: frizzled binding. The coding region runs from base 457 to 2316 and encodes 619 amino acids. Lineage: Eukaryota; Metazoa; Arthropoda; Insecta; Diptera; Drosophilidae. The record is from RefSeq and is a predicted model, not a curated record. The transcript has a single exon.